AUGAAGAAAAUUAAUAGUAGUAGUAAUAGUAAUAAUAAUAAUAAUAAUGAUUUUACAUGCGGUUUGGGUAAUUGGAGACCGAAAUAUUUACAAAAAUUUUCAAAUUUAAAAUGUUUUAUGGUUGUUUAUGGUCUUUUGGGGAUUCUCAUGUCUGGAAAUGAAAUGAGUCAAAUUUUUUUAGCAACUUUUCUAGCUUAUAAGGGUGGAAAAGGAAAUCGUCCAAUUUGGAUCGCUUGGGGUGUUUUAUUUUCAUCCCUUUCUUGUUUUAUAUUAGCCCUACCACAUUUUAUUUACGGCCCUGGUUCAAAUGCAUUGGCUUUAACGGAAGAAUAUUUAGAUCAGAAAUUUUAUAAUUUAACAUCGUCUGCUUCGAACGAUUUUUCAUUGAAUUUAUGUCGUAGUCAUCGUCAAAAUGAUACCGAAAUAAUAUCAAAUGAAGAAUGUAAAGAAAAACAUUCGGAAUAUCCAAUAUUGUCAUUGUGUUUGAUAUUUUUUUCUCAAUUUGUUUUGGGAGUGGGGACGACACUUUAUGUCACUUUGGGUCAACCGUAUUUAGAUGAUAACACAAAAACAAAAAAUACUCCCAAAUUGUUGGGAAUAACAAUGGCGUUGAGAAGUGCCGGACCUGCUGGCGGUUUCAUUUUGGGUUUUUUAUGUUUAAAUUCAUACAUAGACCCUUCUUUAACUCCAAUUAUAGAAAGAAGCGAUCCAAGAUGGUUGGGAGCUUGGUGGAUGGGUUGGUUGAUUUUGGGCACGACGAUGACAAUUUUUUCAUUUCUCAUAGCAUCAUUUCCAAAACAAUUAAAACCAAAUUUAAAUAAGGGUAAUCGUCCGAUCAAUAGUCAUUUGUACGAAAUGGUACCGAUUAAUGAAAUACAAAAGAUAACAAAUACAGAAUCUAAAAGAAUAAUUUUAAGUAAUCCAAAUGUAGAAGAAGGAUUGUUUUCAGAUUAUAAGAAAGCAUUGAAGAGAGUUUGUUUGAAUCCGUUAUUGAUAUGUAAUAAUUUCGUUGCCGUUUUUUACAUACUUGGAGCUUCAGGAUAUUUUAGUUUUUAUACAAAAUAUGCAGAAGUACAAUAUCAUCAAAGUGCUGCUUUUUCCAGCAUGAUUGCAGGUGUGAGUACAGUGGUAUCAAUUAUUCUGGGAUUUUUAAUUUCCGGAUUUGUAAUAUCAAAAUUUAAACCGAAAGAAUCCCGUUUGCUGUUAUUCAAUGUUUUUAUCGCUUGCGUUUACAUGUCUGGAGAACUCACUUUUUUAUUUAUGGGUUGUAACGGCGAUAAUAAUAAUGAUGUUCAACAACAAACGAAUACCGGAGUUGCGUUCAAUUCUUCUUGUAAUGGAAAUUGUUCUUGUAACAUGAUCGGUUACACUCCAGUUUGUUUUGAAAAAGAAAAAAAAUCAUUUUUUUCUCCUUGUCAUGCAGGAUGUACUCAAAUUCAAGAUGUCAUCAAGAGAACGUACAGCAAUUGUUCUUGUUUGCCAGAACCCACGGACAUUGUCAAACAAGGACCCUGUAAAAUAAAUUGUCUUUAUCCUUUUGUUAUAUUUGUUGCCGUUCAAUGUCUCAUUCAAAUGAUUGGCUGUUCUGGAAGGAUAACAAACGUUUUAAUUAAUUAUAGAACCGUUGAACCGAGAGAUAAACCUCUUGCUCAGGGAAUUUCAUUGUUCAUGAUAAGCCUUUUGGCUUUUAUUCCUGGUCCGAUUAUUUACGGAAAAACAAUAGUUGCACUCUAUGGAAUAAUAAAUGCGGUUACAAAGGAAAUUGUUGGGUUUACGAUAAAGAUGCUUUCCGUUUUACCUUUUGCGCUUUCGUAUGCGACAUAA
Messenger RNA from Pediculus humanus corporis (human body louse), 1824 nucleotides. RefSeq lists its product as uncharacterized. The record is from RefSeq and is a predicted model, not a curated record. Lineage: Eukaryota; Metazoa; Arthropoda; Insecta; Psocodea; Pediculidae. Bases 1 to 1824 code for a protein of 607 amino acids. Gene Ontology annotation, cellular component: membrane. Gene Ontology annotation, molecular function: protein binding. Gene Ontology annotation, biological process: sodium-independent organic anion transport; transmembrane transport. The transcript has 11 exons.